AUGCAAAGCCUUGCAAACGGAGAUCACUACACUAACGGAGUUGUAGCAUAUAUUACAUUUCCAUUAAUGGUGGUCAUCGGAGGCAUGCUGCUAAUGAACCUCGGCAUAGCGGUACUUUGGGAAGCUUUUGACGCUGCUAAUGCGGUUUCCCUUGCUCGCCCCGCAAUCUUAAAGGAAUCUGAAUGGAGGGUAUACCAACUGCUAGGGACAGACUGGCUUAAGUAUCUCAUGGUAGAGCUGAAUCAGAGCAAAGACAGCGCUGGAGGCUUGAUGCGGUCUGCUCCUUCCGAGGAGACGGAUGGUACAGCAGUAGGUGAAAAUUUUGCUCAGAGUGGAAGGAACACUGGCUGGCUUGUCACUGCAUUGGACCUCUUCACUAGUACGAUGUUCGUGAUCGAGUCAAUAGUGCUACUACUGGCAUUUGGUAGACGAGGAAUGAAGAACGGAUUUAUUUUCCUGGAUGUGCUCAUUGGAGUACUUGCCAUUUUAGAUGGAUUUCUAGCACUUACAUUGUGUUCGACUAUCAUUGGCGAGUUUAUUCAGACUCAGAAGUCUCUGAGCGUGAAAUACGCCGCAAAAUUUAUUGUCACCUGUCGUAACGCGGGAAUCCUCAUGCCUGCGGAAGACGCGCUCCAGGGCCAGAACGCCCAGGCACUCUACACGCAUGCGAACAUGCGCACAAAAGACCAGCGAGACGCGGUUAUAAAGGCUAUCACUAUGGGGUCAGACCGAGGAAAGUCUGCAAAGGCGCUGGGAGAGUUGGCACACAAGACAUCCGUCGUCCUAGAUAUCUGCAAGACAGUUGCAAGGAAAAGAAGCAGGCAAGCCGCAAGGGCCAGUUCUGGCAGCCUAUCCUGGGGAGGAGACAAGAGCCGCAGCAAGAGCAACAGUCUUAUUUCCUUCGCUUCGGAGAAACCUCAGAAAAAGGAGUUAAUUAGUGACACCGCUUUUGACAAGGCUGCUGCCGAACGCGGCCUUCCACAAUUCUUUGACCGAUCGGCAAAUAAUGCGACUGGCAAGACAAAGCGGGUGUCGAGUUCCUUACAAAAGAACAACAAUGGUUAUGGCCCAGCCAACAUACGGCGAGCAGAUGAAUCCACUGCCACUGCCUUGCAAAUUUCGGACAUUGCUAACGGUGGGAAGCUGGGAACAACAUACAAGGCAGCCGUCAAAUUUGCUGCGGAUGACAGCACUGUAGUCUUGCAUGAUGCUUGCGGUGGCUCAAGAAAUCGUUUCACUGCCGACUCAACGAGCAACCCAAUGAAGACGGAACCCAAAUCAAAAGGACUCAAUUCGUUAGCAGAACUAAAUAACAAGUCAGGAUCAACGGUUAGCAUCAACGAUCGCCCUCGUGACGCUGAAGUGCAUCUGCGGCGGCCGGAGUUCCAGCGCCUGCCCAGUUGCAUUCAGUUCGUAAUCGCGAAGUGUCGCGCUGCUGUUGCACACCUUCAGAACGUGUGCGGAAUUACUGGCAUGGAUUGGCUAAGGCUAAUUAUCCAAAUGGCUUCUUUUUUGGAGCUGAUCGUCGACUGUUCCAUGAAAAGGGAAGCGUCUUCCAGGCGAGUCUUUGGUUUUGCAGAACUGGGGUUUCAAAUCACAUUGACGGCGGAUAUCUUUAUACGCUUCAGCGUGAGCGAGAAAUCUGGCUUUUUCCGCUCUUGCUUUAACUGGUUAGACUUAGUGUUUCAAGCUGUAGGGUGGAUGUUCUUAGCAGCCGCGCUUUCGUUGAGCAGGAACGAGGUGAACGCAAAGAUGGUGGAGACCGCUUAUUUCCGAUUUGCUCAAUGCACUCGCGUGGUUCGUUGCAUCUGGAUUCUCCGCCUUUUCAAAGGGACAGGCAUGCACAGAUUGGUCCUUGCAAUGCAGGUGGCCUUACGAAGAAUACUUCGGCUGUCCUUCAUCUUCCUUUUGUUAACCACAUUUUUUGCUCUUAACUUUCGGUUUUUCCUGCAGCCAGUAGCAGGUGCUUCUCCGAAAGUACCUUUGGAGCAUGCCAAUCUCACAAGCCUUGGCGAGAGCUUCCUGAGUGUAUUUAUUCUUACCACCUCUGAAGGCUGGCCAGGCGUCCUUACGGACUUCCUGGAUCUCGGAGAGAGCCACCGCUUGCUAACGAUAUUCCUUUGCAUUCUUGUGGUUGCUUUGCUUAGCGUUUUAGUCGUAAAUUUGUUCGUUGGCAUUAUUGUGGAUGUGCUGGACCAAGAACAGGCCAACUUGGAAUACACUGGGGGAGUCAGGAGCGCAACAGUCCUCCGUUGGAACGAAAUGCAACGAGCUAUUUUCACAUCAAACAUUAUAACCGAGAUAGUGGAACAGCGUGGUGGAGAUAGGCGAGGGGGUGACACGUAUGGCGAAGGACUGGAAGCAAGAGAAUCGCUAAAGCGAAUCAUCACCAGCAAACAGUUCGAUGUAGCAGUGGCAAUAAUUUCCUUUUUGUCGUGUUUGACAAUGUUAGCGGCGGGAGCAUGGGCCGAGAGCGACAUACGGUGGUCCUUUCCCAGCUACCAAAUAUGGAUUUUCUGGAUUAACGCAGUCGUCGUUGUAGUAUUCGUCAUGGAGCAGUGUGUGCGGCUCGCAGUUUUCAAAAUGGCACUUUUUCAGAAGGGCGUCUACAUUGUGGACCUGGCGGUUGCAGGAAGUUCGCUGGUAGCCCUACUUGUGGGUUUGGCGACCUCUUUGCAUACUGCUUUCCCUUCAGAACCUCUCUGGCCCGUUGCCUUUAGGAUGAUUCGGGUUGCGUAUGUGGCUUGCCAUCAUCUUCCCGUAAUGCGUGUGAUUUCUAUCUCAAUGUUUAAUGUGUUUGGCUCCCUCUGCAGGGUUACGUUGUUUUUGUUCAUCACUAUCUUUUUUUAUGGGUUGUUUGGGACAUGUCUGUUCUAUGACGCGCUUGUAGACCCCAAUCAACAUUUUUGCUUUGCGUCGCUUGGGGAAAGCUUUCUGCUGCUCCUAUCUUUCUCAACGGGCGAGGUCUGGCACGACACCGUGCUGAAAAUCCGGGCCCUCUACUGUGAAAGGGACUUGCCACUCCUUGGAUGGUCCAUCUUGCCCUACGCAAUAUCGUUUGUUGCAGUGGCUUUUCUGCUGCUUAUGAAUUUGUUCACGAGUACUGUGCUGAAGGGCUACGUCGAUGCAAAACGAAACCAAUCUCUAUGGAAGGUCGCCCAGCAGCAACAAGAGUUGCUCAAUAAGUGGAAGCUACGGGAGAUGAAGCUAAGCUGGCUCCCGAUCCAUGUAGCUGUACAAGUUUUGGCAGAAGUAUCACCACCCAUAGGCUUCAAGGACCUUUAUGUUGAAUUGGGACCUCGCCGGAUGCAGGCUAUUCUUGCAAAUUUGGCUGUAUAUCCUCUUCCAGUCCACCGAAACAGUGUGCACAUCAGAGACAUGGUGCUUACUACCACGUGCCGCGCCUGCGAGGCUCAUGCUCAGCGUAGAGGACCGCUUUCUGCAUGCGAUGCCUUCCAGAACGAGCAGAAGGUGGAACUGAAUCCACGGCUUGUUAACGCAUGGAUAAGCCGCUUUAGCGAUGCUGAUGUAGCGACGGAAUUCAAUAUCCUCCAAUAUCUCGCGGCGCUCCAAAUUCAAGCAUUCUGGAGGACGCAAAGAUUGCUGCAACGCAAAAGUGUAUCCGACCAGCUAGGAUACAUGAAACACUUAUUAUUUCUUCUCGAAACUUCGGCACCCAUUUGCGCGCGAAGAAAAUCAAGGAAUGAGGGCCGGCGCAGUACUCUUCGUCGCAAACGCGGGACUAAAACAGGAGGGUCGUUUCUCCAGAAGCCCAGUGGCCUAACUCAAUUAGGGACGUUCAAGUUGGCUCCAGAGAAAAGAGAUAGGCUUAAAAGCGUUUUCAAGAACGGAGCAUGCGGGCGUCUGAUCAGGCAUCCAGAGCGAGGGCAAACGGAUUCGACAGUUCCAGUUCAAAUUCAGCGGUCUUCGUUGUCAAACGAAGAACGCCUUGCUCAAGAUGAACAACGGCAACGUCAGAAGUCACUGCUGCACCGCAGUGAGGCAAGCGAAUGCAUCACCGACCUUACAGAGCUGGGAAAGGUGUCAAGUGGGCAUCACCUGCACCUUGAUAGAGAGUCCUCUGUUCAGAGGCAUCCCGGGCAAGGAGAUGAUUCCUCGAGAGCCGAGAGCGUAGAGGAGAGGUCCUCCCCACGUAGGCGCUCCAGCACAAUCGUUCCUGGAGCUCAACAAGAUUCAUCAACGGAUGGUACCGUAGCUGAUAAGGGGGCACGCUUGUCGACGACAAGUGCGGCAGGGCUCCCGCUAAGAUCAACUGUUGCAAUGCACUCUUCUGCAGAAGAAUUUUUUCAAGUCGUGGAACCCAAAACUAUUACAGCGCCAAGGCGAUCAAGCAUGAGGGCCCCAAAGCCGUUCGUGCCUGUGCAGCAACCGCGUAGAAGCCUGCGCAUCAUCCCUGUUACACCGCAGUUGCAGCAAGCAUCCACUUCUAGUGCCGAUCAGGCCGAAGGGAUCGAGCAUCCCAGACGAAAAGGACAGUCCGUACAAUUUACAGGUGUUGAGAAGGUUGAGCUCCAGCAACUUCUAGCGCCAGAGCUAGCUCAACACUGCAGCAGCGAUUCGGUGGACGAUACAGACAGCAACAGCUAA
Molecule: messenger RNA, 4608 nt
Organism: Eimeria acervulina
Lineage: Eukaryota; Apicomplexa; Conoidasida; Eucoccidiorida; Eimeriidae
Product: cation channel domain-containing protein, putative
Exons: 5
Coding region: 1-4608 (1535 amino acids)
Biological process (GO): monoatomic ion transport; transmembrane transport
Cellular component (GO): plasma membrane; voltage-gated sodium channel complex
Molecular function (GO): voltage-gated sodium channel activity
Source: RefSeq, a predicted model, not a curated record